Messenger RNA from Thyridium curvatum, 1293 nucleotides. RefSeq lists its product as uncharacterized. Gene Ontology annotation, biological process: regulation of transcription by RNA polymerase II. Gene Ontology annotation, cellular component: nucleus. Bases 1 to 1293 code for a protein of 430 amino acids. NCBI's taxonomy places the organism in Eukaryota, Fungi, Ascomycota, Sordariomycetes, Thyridiales, Thyridiaceae. The transcript is spliced from 4 exons. The record is from RefSeq and is a predicted model, not a curated record.
AUGUACUCAAACGGAGCAUGGCUGCAAGAGGCAUUCUCCGACGAAGAGGCAUUCUCCAACCGCACGAUCGACCCUGCUUUGCUUGUUUUACAUCCUCGAGAAGAAUAUCCGCCAGAAGAAGAGGCAGUUCCCGAUACCAACCCCCUCGGACUUUACUAUCCCCAGUUCCCUACACAUAUCUCUGAGACUGCGUUCCGACAGGCCCCCGUGGCUCCUUUUGUGAUUAGCCAGAUGCAGGAGUCUGCAGGUGGCGUGAACAGAUCUCCAUGUGCCACGGAAUCUUCCAUGACCUUCUGCGUCCCCGCCCACCAAGAUGUCCAGCCUGUCCACCCAUCUGCAGCGGACACUGAUACUCCAAUGACCGUGGAGGCUACUCAGGAAGUAACGCGGAGCCCACUGCAGUCAGCGUAUGUAUGCGACUUAUAUGACUGUGGUCUGAGCUUCGAAUGGUCAUGGCGACUGGCGGACCAUAAGAAUACACCACAUGCACAAGGCCAUUCCGAAGUCGUCCAUGUCUCGGGCCUUCCGUUCGAGUGUAAAUGUGGAGACUCAUUCACAAAACGCACCAGCCUCCACCGCCAUAUCCUCAGCCUUCGCGAAUCUGACACUACUUUCGAGUGCACAGAGGCAGGGUGCACCAGGUAUCGCAAGGAGAAGGCCUUUCAGAGGAAGGAUCAUCUUGUGCAACACCUUCGGACUUAUCACAAAUGGACGCCCGACCAGCUUGCGGCACGCUUCCCCUCCCGACCUAUUCGCCCUUCCAUGCUGAAAGUGUGCCACUUCUCGAAUUGCCCUUGCUACCGAGAUGAUAGCUUCACGGACCUCCCGAUAGAGACGCGAGUCCUCAAUACCCCCUUCAAGACGCAGUCUGAGUACAGCAAGCACAUGAAAGACGCCCACGAAUGGACCCCGUUCUCCUGCGACGUCCCAGGCUGUGACAAGUCUGGGAAGAAAGGAUAUUUCAGCGAGACUGCUCUGGUGCCAGGCCCGGAAAACAAUGGCGCCGGCCAUAGCAGAAAGCUGUGGAAGAGCAUGUAUUUCAAGCCCCCUCUCAAGGCCCUCACAGACUCACAGCUCGAGAGCAAGAUAAGCGCCACAGUCGUCCGGCCGGCCAGCGUCAAGGCCGGCAUGACGCAAAACACGGUGGGUAUCAGCAUCGACACGCAUCCCGAGUUCUCCAUCGAGCCCUGGGGCCACUCGGCCAACCCUCCCAGAGACGACGGCCACUGGGACAAUCCCUGCUGGCCGAAAGCCAUCACUCAAGGACCCCGGCUUCUGCCUGCUCGAAUUUGA